AUGGGCUCUCUACAUUUUACAAAAAUUGUGCAAGCAAGGGUUGAUAGUGUAAAAUUAGGUGGGAAACGCACUGUUAUGAUGUACGGGCCUACUAUUUCAGGAAAGAGCCAUAUCAUGUUUGGUUGCUCCGCCGAGCCUGAAAUCAUUUACAAGGCUUUGGACAACAUAUUAGGUGGAGAUGAACAAGAAGUCAAAACAGGUCUAUGUCUCUUGGAGAUAUAUAUUGAAGAGCAAGUAAUCCUCAUAAUGAACGCUCUUGUUGCCAGUAAACAAUUUGAACAAGAAAGCAUUUUGUGUUCCCUUGUUGCAGAUGCCCGUAUUCAAGUUUGUCCCAAGAAUACAGUGAAUUUCAAUGUGGAUAAGGUGCGAGUUGCCAAACUGUUUGGGGGAGGACUGCAUGAAUGCAGUGUGUUUCACGAUAUGGUACUGAAAACUGAUGCUUUGAGAAUAAUCAAGCAUGUGGAGAGAGUCAAGAUUGCAGUGUUUGGUAAAGGUGUGGACACAUCAACUCAGUGUACUAAGGGUACUGUCAUGAUUCAGAGUGAUAAACAGCUGCUAAGUUUUAUUGACUGUGACAUAGCUUGA
Molecule: messenger RNA, 585 nt
Organism: Cryptomeria japonica (Japanese cedar)
Lineage: Eukaryota; Viridiplantae; Streptophyta; Pinopsida; Cupressales; Cupressaceae
Product: T-complex protein 1 subunit theta-like
Exons: 1
Coding region: 1-585 (194 amino acids)
Biological process (GO): microtubule-based movement
Molecular function (GO): microtubule motor activity; microtubule binding; ATP binding
Source: RefSeq, a predicted model, not a curated record